Messenger RNA from Rubroshorea leprosula, 2516 nucleotides. The record is from the annotation of a GenBank genome assembly. NCBI's taxonomy places the organism in Eukaryota, Viridiplantae, Streptophyta, Magnoliopsida, Malvales, Dipterocarpaceae.
CCAAGCAAACAAUGGAAACAAACAUCAAAUCCCCCACGUCACCGCCAUUAUUUAUCUCAUCCCGACUCUACCAGACCAAUCCCUCUCUCCCACCUGGACCGUACCUCACUGUUACCUCAUUUUUCUAACAUACCAAAUACAGCACCGUAGACAACCAACACCCCCCUCCCAACCCCUUCAGUACGCGGUUCAGAGAACCAGAAAAUCCAGAAUCCAGAAUCCCCCAAACUUCGUCCCCGCAUUCUAAUACAAUUCAUCGUGUCUUCCCCCCUUUGCGGCUUCACCACACCCAUCAUCGUCUACAACUUCGCUUUCUGCCGUUCUUCUUUUUAUUUUCUUUCUUAGUUUUUGAUUUCGGAACAUAUUCGGGAGCUGACAGCUAUUGGGGGGGUUCUCUGUUUUCGAUUUGGGUUCGCGAUUUCUUUGGAAUUUUGUGAUUUUUUAAGAAUUCGAGCUUGGGAUUGAUUCUGGUUGUUUUGAGGGUAAAAGGGUUUUGCGUUCUUUAAGUCUUGGUCCAGAAUUUUGGGCCUUUGAGUUCGGGUUGCGGCGAUUUUGCCGAUUUAUAGAUUGGAAAAGCUGACUUCUUUGGACUGAUUGAUCAUCGGCGGUUAGGAGGGUUUUUGGGGAUUGCUUUCAUCUAAUUUGAUUUUGUUUUAUGGGAGGUUAUUGAGUUGUAUUAAUGGCUCAAUGAAGCUGUUGAUUGCAGCUUAUCCAAGGAAGGGUUUUUGUUGAGGGUUGUUGUAGAUCAAUUUCCAGGGCGCUGGGGGUCGGAAUUCAAGACUUGUGAAUUGAGCUUCUGGCUCCGUUUGCUGCAAAAUGCUGUUUUGCUCGCUGCAUGUGACAGAAGGAUAGAAGGAUUUUGACCUUUAUUGAGGCUGACAUUCGGGAGCGAGUUCAGUUUUGUUAUACAGUUUUGUCUCUCAAUUUACAAGGAGAUUGAGCAUUUUGAAUUUUCUUCGUUGGUGAAGUUUGAGUCUGGUAUUAUUUGUGGUUCUAUACAAGAAUUUAAGAUGGAUGAUGGUCAGGGCAGCUCAAAUUCGCUACCUCCAUUUCUUGCAAAGACAUAUGAGAUGGUGGAUGAUCCUUCCACAGAUUCCAUUGUUGCGUGGAGCCAAAGUAAUACAAGCUUUAUUGUAUUGAAUCCGCCGGAGUUUGCAAAGGAAUUGCUUCCUAGGUUCUUCAAGCACAAUAAUUUCUCUAGCUUCAUCAGGCAGCUUAAUACAUAUGGUUUUAGAAAAGUUGAUCCAGAACAAUGGGAAUUUGCAAAUGAGGAUUUUAUUAGAGGUAAGCCAGACCUUUUGAAAAAUAUUCACAGAAGAAAGCCAGUUCACAGCCAUUCAAUGCAGAGCCUUCAUGGUCAAUUUGCUCCAUUAACGGAGUCAGAAAGACAACGUUUGAAUGAUGACAUCGAGAGACUUAAAAAUGAAAAAGAUCAUCUUGAUCUGGAAUUGAAGGAGCAUGAGCGGGAAUGGAAGGGAUUUGAGUCGCAAAUGCAGCAUUUGAAAGAGCGCUUGCAAAAGAUGGAAUGUAGACAGCAAAUGAUGGUUUCAACGGUAGCAGAAGUGCUGCAGAAACCAGGGCUUGCGUUAAAUCUUGCAGCAGAAUUGGAAAAUAAUGAUAGGAAGAGAAGGUUGCCAAGAAUUGGUUAUCUGUAUGAUGAAGCUGGCAUUGCAGACAAUCAGGUAGGAAGUUCCCAAAUACUAGCUAGAGAAAAUGAAGAUGUCAUAUUGUUAUCAAACAUGGAGUUGCUUGAGCAGUUAGAGUAUUCUCUGUUAUUUUGGGAGAAUGUAGCACGUGAUGUUGGCCAAACCCAUAUUCAACUUAAUUCAAACCCUGAAGUGGAUGAAUCAACAAGUUGUGCAGAAAGCCCAGCUACAUCUUCCUUACAACUUAAUGUUGAUACUCGGCCUAAAUCUCCUGGGAUUGACAUGAACUCUGAGCCUGCUGCUGUGGUUACUCCUGAGCCUGCUGCUGUGGUUACUCCUGAGCCUGUUGCAUCGAAGGAGCAAGCAGUUGCCACCACCACACCAAUGACAACUGGAGUGAAUGAUGUAUUCUGGGAACAAUUUUUGACUGAAAAUCCUGGUUCAGGUGACAUGCAGGAAGUUCAGUCAGAGAGAAAAGAUUCUGAGGGCAAAAAGAACGAGACCAAACCUGGUGAUCAUGGUAGAUUUUGGUGGAAUAUGAGGAAUGUAAAUAACCUUGCAGAACAGAUGGGCCACCUUACACCUGCAGAGAGAACUUGAUAUUGGUUGAUUUCAUUUUCCAGUUUUUGAUGCCUCAGUAUAUCUGAUGUAAUAAAUUUCGGUAUGAUAGUUUGAUCUGGUAGUUGGUAGAUAUUCCAUGUUUUUACUUCAUCGUUUUUGUGCAUAUAGUGAUCUGUUGUUGCAUUCUAUGUCCAUUUGUUCCAUGAUUCUAGGUGCCAUUCUGAUUUUCAUGAUUCUUACUGGAAUUUAAUUUUACUUUCAACACUUGAGAAAAAUGUCAUCAUUUUGAAUGGUCCACUCAACUUGUUU